Messenger RNA from Sardina pilchardus (European sardine), 2444 nucleotides. RefSeq names its product sarcoglycan, beta (dystrophin-associated glycoprotein) (gene sgcb). NCBI's taxonomy places the organism in Eukaryota, Metazoa, Chordata, Actinopteri, Clupeiformes, Clupeidae. Gene Ontology annotation, biological process: muscle organ development. Gene Ontology annotation, cellular component: sarcolemma; sarcoglycan complex. The transcript has 6 exons. The record is from RefSeq and is a predicted model, not a curated record. Bases 22 to 963 code for a protein of 313 amino acids.
GCAGAGAGAGGGAGGGUCAACAUGGCGUCCGAGCAGGAGAGCUCCAAUGGACCGGUGAAGCGGACAAUGAGGGAGAAGGCCAUCGAGCGCCGCACCGCCAACAAGGAGCACAACAGCAACUUCAAGGCCGGCUACGUUCCCAUCGAGGAGGAGCGCCUGCACAAGACGGGGCUGCGGGGACGCAAGGGCAACAUGGCCAUCUGCAUCAUUGUCCUGCUCUUCCUGCUGGCUCUCAUCAACCUCAUAAUUACUCUGGUGAUCUGGACAGUCAUUCGUAUAGGCCCCAGUGGCUGUGAUAGCAUGGAGUUCCACGAGAGUGGUCUGCUGCGGUUCAAGCAGAAGGCAGACAUGGGUAUAGUGCACCCUCUUCAGAAGAGCACAGUGGGUGGCAGGAAGGACCAAGACCUGAUCAUCACUGGCAACAAUAACCCGGUAGUGUUUGAGCAAGGAAACACCAAGUUGAGUGUUGAAAAGGAGAAGACAUCCAUCACCAGUGACCUUGGAGUGUCCUUCACUGAUCCCCGGACCCAAACCACGUUCUUUAGCACUGACUAUGACAGACACGAGUUCCACCUGCCCAAAGGAGUAAAAGUGCUUAGUGUCAAAAAGGCUUCAACAGAGAGGAUAACCAGCAAUGCAUCAUCUGACCUGACCAUUAAAGGAGAUGGCAAGGCCAUCGUCCGUGGCAACGAGGGAGUCUACAUCAUGGGGAAGACGGUGGAAUUUCGGAUAGGGGGAGACAUAGAACUGAAGGCUGUAAACAGCAUCGUGCUCAACGGCUCUGUCAUGUUUUCCACCACUCUCAUGCCAAAGUCCUCGGCUAAGGCGGAUUCGUACUUUGAUGACAACAUGAUAAGGUAUAAGCUGUGCAUGUGUGCAGAUGGCACACUGUUCCAGGUCCAGGUCAAGUACCCCAACAUGGGCUGUGCGACAACUAAAAACCCCUGUGGAAUGGCUCACUAAGAGAAAGAGGGAGAGAGAACGAGAGAGUGAAAGAGAAAGAGAAAAAAAUGGACUGCAGCUACUGUUCCUCCCAGUGGGGAUUGCCAUGUUACACACAUCAGUACAUAUCUGUCCAUGCCUAUUUUCAUGUCCCCCUAUUCACUUACCCUCAUGCACACUCAAGAGAGAGAGAGAGACAAAGAAAAACACAUGCCGAUUAGAGUACAUGUUUAACGAGUAAGUUUAUAACUUUAUUUUGUGCCAUUGAGUGUUUUGGCCAAAGAUUUCUAACUGUUUUAGCUUGGUUUCAGUGCCACUAUUUUGUAUUGAUUUGUGAAACACUACCAUGGUUUGUUACCCACAUGCAUUAUUAUUAUCAUCCUGUCCAACGUUUACAAGAGUAGAGAGCUCAAAAGGCUUCUCGUAAGUAGGAAAAUGAAGGGAUUCAUGUAAUAAUACUUUUCUAAUGUUCCAGUGCAGUAUUACAGAUGUGUCACAUCGCUUGCGUCCCACCCUAUCUGUCCGCACACGCACACGCCCAGCCCCAGACACAUACCAGAACUGAUCUGUUACACCUACUUCACUUAUCAACCAUUUUAUGGGCUUCUGUACAUAACUGCUGGCAGCUUUGUGUGGUGUAUAAUCCCAAGUGUGGAUUGGUAAGAAUUUGAUUUUGUUGUGGUGUGUUACCGCAAAAAUGGUCACAGCUAAUGAGUGAUGUUUGUUAAUGUUGACGGGAACGAUGUUGGUUUAGACAUUUGUACAACCGAUAAUAUUUGUCGCUCACUGAUUAUUCAAUACAGCGGUGUUGCUGUCACACGUUCAGUUUAUACGCCUGAAGAGGCAUCUUUCUGUUAUUCCUUUUAAGUUUUAGUUUUUAGCUUGGAAAAAGGUAAUGAUAUUUAUCAGCAGUCUCUCCCUAAACUGGAGAUGUCUGAAAAGGGGCCGCUCACAAUGCCUCACAAUGCCACACUGCUGUCCAUGCUAGUCGUGCCAAAUAUAUGUCCUGUGUGUCAGUGUGGUGAAGGAUGUCACAAGAGCCCAUGUCCAGCAGGUGAAGGAAGUAAUAUAGAGUGUUAAGAUAAAUAAAAUGGUCCCAGGUUACUAUAAGCUCUCACUACAUCAAGAGAUGUUUGUUUUGUUGUUAGUCUUGCUGUUGUUUUGUUGUGUUUUGUACCGUCCUCGACUAGGAUUAUUUUCACUAAAAAGCAACCACUCAUCUCAUUUCGCCUUACGCUGCAAAAAUCAGGAACAUGCACUGCGUUAUUCUAUAUUAUGUUACACUACGACAGAAUCUGUUAUUUUUUAAAAAACGGUCAGUGCACAAAAAGGAGUGUGCUUAUUUUUAAUAUCUUUUGAUAAGAUUAAUGUAGGGGGAAAAAAGAGCGGUGUGGUAUUUUGUGCAAUAUAGCAUUUACCGUUUUAGGGUUUGAUGGCAUUGUUUCAUGUGUGGUAUUUAUUUGAGUUGUCUUUGAUUUGACUUGAAUAAAACAGAAUUAAAC